This is a messenger RNA of Zymoseptoria tritici IPO323, 363 nucleotides long. RefSeq lists its product as uncharacterized. The coding region runs from base 1 to 363 and encodes 120 amino acids. Lineage: Eukaryota; Fungi; Ascomycota; Dothideomycetes; Mycosphaerellales; Mycosphaerellaceae. The record is from RefSeq and is a predicted model, not a curated record. The transcript has 2 exons.
AUGUUGACACCUGGGUCCUUUUGGGAGGACAAAGGCCACUGCAUACUUCUCCGCGAUGAUCAGACUUUGUGCAACGACAUCUUACUACUACUGCAGACUGCUGCAAUUCCAGACGCACAUCUGGACCAAUACCUCACGCAACGAGAAGAGUGGGGGCUGUACUUCGCAUGCGCCGCCCGCAAAGGGAAGCUUGGCUUGGACGAGCAAGCUCCACUUCGCGGCUAUGGUGGAGCCUUCUUCAACCACGCUGGGUCCAUGGCCUUGCUCGUCGGUCCCGUGUAUGCGCCUGAUGAAACGGAAGCCAAGCAUGUGAUGGGAUGGACAGGCAUGGGUUUCUUGGAGAUCAGGGACGAGGCGCAGUAG